GCUUUCCAACGCCGAUAUCAUGGCGAUCUCCGUACUACGCCAGACUCUUUCUUGUCUCCCAGUUUCAAUUCGCGACCUUUUUCGUUGUCUCGAUUUCAGUCCCUCAUAAUAUGUCCUGGCAAGCAUACGUAGACAACAACCUCGUCGGCACCAAGAAAGUAACUCAGGCCGCGAUCUUGGGAAAAGCUGGAGGUGUAUGGGCUAAAUCCUCAGACAUCACGAUCUCCGCAGAAGAGCAGAAGGCGAUCACUGCUGCGUUCACGAACAAAGCUGCAGUUCAGGCCUCUGGCUUCCGUAUCGCUAAUCAGAAAUACUUCUUCUUAUCGUCGGAUACCUACGGAGAUGAUCCGGAUCUCAUUGUAGUUCAGGGCAAGAAACAGACCGAUGGUGCUGUACUAGCGCAAACGAAACAAGCUAUCCUCGUCGUUACAUACAUUUAUCCUCAGACAGCUCAAGACGCAGGCCUGUUAGUCACCAAUCUUGGAGCAUACCUCGCUAGCCAGCGUUACUAGGGUCCGUUAGGAGACGAUCGCAGAGGAUAAAGAAGACCAAAGGUGUGCUAUCAUGUAAUCGUACAGUUUAUAGAUUCAAUGCACUUUAUUGGAGUCAUUCCAAAGUUCAAUACAUUGGACAAUCGUCACACAUAUUUGCUAUCAGGUCCGAUCGUGUUGAGCAAGAGCGAUCGGUGUCGUGUGUAGUCUGUGGCCG
Molecule: messenger RNA, 708 nt
Organism: Suillus plorans
Lineage: Eukaryota; Fungi; Basidiomycota; Agaricomycetes; Boletales; Suillaceae
Product: profilin
Exons: 4
Coding region: 111-512 (133 amino acids)
Cellular component (GO): cell cortex
Molecular function (GO): actin monomer binding
Source: RefSeq, a predicted model, not a curated record